AUGGCAAAUUUGAAUCAAAAAGUAGCCAGUUUAAGUCUCAACAACAAAGAGAACGGUGACGAUGGCGGCAAACCUUCAUAUAUCCCACCGCAUUUAAGAAGCAAAGACAAAUCGACGCUUGGAAGAACUACCCCACAAAAAGAGGAUAAGGGUUCAAAUGGAGAAUUCUUUAGGCGUGCUGGAAGGCAUGCUGGGGAUAAUGGUGGUUUUUUUGGCUUUUCUAAGGAAAGAAAUGGAAAAGCGAGUACGAAAUAUAACCGCGGAAGUAGCUCGUCAGGAAGCAGAUGGAUAAAUGGCAAACAUACACCAGGACCAAAGAACGUAAAACUAGAAGCUGAACUAUUUGGUGUACACGAAGAUCCCGAUUACCAUUCAUCUGGUAUAAAGUUUGAUAAUUACGAUGAUAUUCCCGUAGAAGCAUCUGGUAAAGAUGUUCCAGAACCACUACUAGAGUUUGGUUCACCUCCCUUGGAUGCUCUGUUGAUGGAAAAUAUCAAACUUGCUGGUUUCAACAAACCUACUCCAGUUCAAAAAUAUUCGAUUCCCAUAGUCACAAAAGGUAGAGAUUUGAUGGCAUGCGCCCAAACAGGGUCAGGCAAGACAGGUGGGUUUCUGUUUCCGCUCUUCACGGAAUUAUUUCGAUUCGGACCUUCCCCCGUACCUGAAAAGACACAAAGCUUUUAUUCUAGAAAGGGAUACCCAUCGGCUUUAGUUCUUGCACCAACCAGAGAACUGGCUACACAAAUUUUUGAAGAAGCAAGAAAAUUUACGUAUAGAUCAUGGGUCAGACCAUGCGUUGUCUAUGGCGGAGCUCCAAUCGGUAACCAAAUGAGAGAAGUAGACCGUGGUUGUGACUUACUUGUGGCAACCCCAGGGCGGUUAAAUGAUUUACUAGAACGUGGAAAAAUUUCCUUGGCCAAUAUCAAAUACCUAGUUCUAGAUGAGGCUGAUAGAAUGCUGGAUAUGGGGUUUGAACCUCAAAUUCGCCAUAUAGUUGAAGGAUGUGAUAUGCCUUCGGUGGGAAAUAGGCAAACUUUAAUGUUUUCCGCCACAUUUCCAGUGGACAUCCAGCAUUUGGCUCGUGAUUUUUUAGAUAAUUACAUCUUUUUGUCUGUAGGGAGGGUUGGCUCUACCUCGGAGAAUAUCACGCAAAGAAUACUAUAUGUGGAUGAUUUGGAUAAAAAAUCUGCCCUGUUAGAUUUGCUCUCGGCUGAACAUACAGGUUUAACGUUAAUCUUUGUCGAAACGAAAAGAAUGGCUGAUCAGCUGACCGACUUCUUGAUAAUGCAGAAUUUCAAGGCCACGGCCAUACAUGGUGAUCGUACACAAGCUGAACGUGAACGUGCCUUAUUCGCUUUUAAAACUAACGUAGCUGAUAUUUUGGUCGCAACCGCCGUAGCAGCAAGAGGUUUGGACAUACCAAAUGUUACACACGUCAUCAAUUAUGAUUUGCCUUCUGAUAUCGAUGACUACGUUCAUAGAAUAGGUAGAACUGGUCGUGCUGGUAAUACAGGUGUUGCUUCUUCAUUCUUCAAUAAUAAUAAUCAAAACAUUGUGAAAGGCUUGAUCGAAAUCUUAAACGAAGCUAACCAAGAAGUUCCGGCGUUUUUAAAUGAUAUGUCGAGGCAGAAUUUAAGGAACAGUAGAACUAGAGGCGGUGGAGGUUUCUUCAAUAACCGCAAUAACGGUUCGAGGGACUAUCGUAAACAUGGAGGAAACAGCUCAUUUGGAAACACAAGGCCAAGAAAUACCGGAACGUCUAGUUGGGGUUCCAGCGGAGGUGGGUUUAGAAAUGAUAAUGAAAAAAGUGGUUUUGGAGAUAGCAAUUCUUCAUGGUGGUAA
Messenger RNA from Saccharomyces mikatae IFO 1815, 1842 nucleotides. RefSeq names its product putative DEAD-box ATP-dependent RNA helicase DBP1 (gene DBP1). Gene Ontology annotation, molecular function: ATP binding; RNA helicase activity; RNA binding. Lineage: Eukaryota; Fungi; Ascomycota; Saccharomycetes; Saccharomycetales; Saccharomycetaceae. The record is from RefSeq and is a predicted model, not a curated record. Bases 1 to 1842 code for a protein of 613 amino acids. The transcript has a single exon. Gene Ontology annotation, cellular component: nucleus.